AUGAGCGCAAAAGGCGAGCUCCCUCAAAUUCUGACUACUCUUCUGAUGAUGAGGAGGAUUAAGACUAUAGGCAAAGGUCAAGAACUCCCCUCCAGUGAAUCUUUCUCGUAUGACGAAGAUUACUGCUGUAGUCGCAAAAACAACAAUUUAUCUUUGAGAGGCCUGGUAAAUGAUGCUAUGAAUAAAACGCUUAACCAAGUUUCUAAAUCACCCUUCACCCACAAGAUUGAGGAAGGAAGAUUUCCUCGGCGGUUCACUCAACCCACUUUCACCUUGUAUAAUGGCAGAACAGACCCUGUUGAACAUGUUAGCCACUUUAAUCAAAAAAUGACGGUACAUUCUAAGAACAAAGUCUUGAUGUGCAAGGUUUUUCCGUCCAGUUUGGGGCCUGUGGCGAUGAUGUGGUUUGAUGGUCUGAGGGCAGGAUCCAUCAGUUCCUUUAAGGAACUCACCCAAACGUUCGGGUCCCGUUUUAUUACGUGCAGUAGAGUGCCUCGGCUUUUGGCUUCUUUGCUAUCUCUAUCCAUGAGAGAGGGUGAAACUCUAAAAACAUACUCGGACCGAUAUUGGGAGAUGUUCAAUGAGAUAGAAGGUGAUUUUAAGGACGUGACCAUCAGUACUUUCAAGCUUGGCUUGCCUGUAGGGCACGGUCUAAGGAAGCCUUUGACGGGGAAACCUAUCACCAGUAUUCGUCAAUUAAUGGAUCAAAUUGACAAGUAUAAGAAGGUUAAGGAGGACCAGCUGCAAGAUAAGGGGAAAGGCAAGGUUAUCCCUCAGGAGAGGAGGGAUUUCAGGUCGGAAUGUUACAACAAUAACAAACCCCGACGAGAUUUUGCCGGACAAUCUGGAUUUGCAGCCCCACAAGUAGUAAACACCGUGUUUCAAGAACCAGUGCAUCAAGUUUUGGAGAAGAUCAAGAACAAGCCGUAUUUUAAAUGGCCAAACAAGAUGAGUGGAGAUCCUUUAAGGCGUAAUCAAAGCCUCCAUUGCCAGUAUCAUCAGGACCGAGGAUAUACCACUGAAGAUUGUCGAACAUUGUGGAACCAUCUGGAACAAUUGGUUAAGGAGGGGAAGCUACAACAAUUUCUAUACCGACCCAAUGGACAGGGAGACCAGUCAAGGUCACAAGGCUAG
Messenger RNA from Quercus robur (English oak), 1134 nucleotides. RefSeq lists its product as uncharacterized. Bases 1 to 1134 code for a protein of 377 amino acids. Lineage: Eukaryota; Viridiplantae; Streptophyta; Magnoliopsida; Fagales; Fagaceae. The record is from RefSeq and is a predicted model, not a curated record. The transcript has a single exon.